UUAUAUUAAUGGAUGUUGGACUAAUUUGUUACCUAUCUAACAUUAAGAAAUCAUAUGAUUGGACGGGAAGGUUCUUAAGACCCAAAACAUGGACCGUGAACUCGAGGUUAAAACGCAGUUGUACUCCUCAAUUAUUAAUUCACUUUAUCCAUUGACAUCUGCCCACCAAGUAUCAUUCACUCAAAUUGAUUGUCCAACCUACCAAGGCAUAUUUCACGUGUUGCUCAGAAUAGAUUCUUGAUAUACAAAACGAAAGGCGCAAAAUAGCUGGAGGCCGGCAGAGUUGACGUUAAGUCAAUUUACACAUCAGCAUUUUGCCUCAUCGACUCAGAUCACCCCAGCUGCCAUCUCCUCGUCCUGUUGUGCUUGAGAGUAGAUGCGUUUGUAUAUGUAUAUGCGUGUGUAGCAUAUACAUAUACAUACACACACACACGCACACAGUAUUUGAACUGACUAGAUUUUUGGAGGGAGAAGAGAAAGAGAGGUGGCGAGGGAGGGAGAUGGGUAAAUAUAUGGCGAGGAAACCGUACAAAGCGGCAAAAGAGGGAAAGGUCGAGUUUCUGUCCGAGAAGGGUGGAGGUGGUGGUGAUGGAUAUUUCCUGAGUGAGACGCCCAUGGGAAACAACAUCCUUCACAUUGCAACGGAGAUGCGCCGAGAAUCCUUUGUUAAGAAAGCAGUCGAGCUAUGUCCGAAGCUUCUCUCACGGCAGAACUCAGAAGGCGAUACUCCUCUCCACCUCGCAGCCCGCUCUGAGAGCUUGAAGAUCGUCCAGCUUCUGGUGGAAUCCUACAAAAACACGGCCAGCGCCAGCGCUACUGACAUGGAGCAGGGCGUGGCUGCAGAGCAAGCGGCCUCCCCCGCGCCUUGGACAGUCACAAAUGCAGAGGGUUACACGGCUCUCCACGAAGCUCUGAGGAAUGAUCAUCAGGAAAUGGCUCUAUAUUUGUUGGAGCAAGACUCCAGUUUGGCCUCCGUCGUAACCAAUGCCCGCGAGAGCCCCCUUUAUCUUGCUGCCGAAAAAAGGCACCUGAAUUUUAUGAAAAAUAUCUUGUCAUCAGAAGCUCCAUAUAGCACAGACGGCCCCUGGAAUCAGAAUCCCCUACAUGCCAUGGCGCUUAGUACUUUUUUCCUAGGUGACAUAAGUUGUGCACAACAACUGCUAGACAAACAGCCUGAUCUCUUAACCCAAGAAGAUGAGUUUAGAAGGACAGCCCUACACUAUGCUGCGACUGAUCAAUCAUCAUCAGAAUUUACAGAAUGGUUGCUAGAGAGAGAUGCAGGUCUUGCAUACAAAGGUGACGCGAAGGGCCUUACGCCUUUACAUUUAGCUGCAGGAAUUAGUGCAAUGGAAAACAUAAGAGCCAUACUUGAUUUCUGCCCAGACUCCAUGGAAUUGCUUGACGGGGAUGGCCGCCACCCGCUUCACCUUGCCGCUGCAUCUGGCAAUCUUGACUCUGUCCGAGAGUUACUGAAAUUUCCAGAGAUGAGAAAGCUUCUAAACAGAACCGAUGAGAAUGGAAGCACUCCCCUUCAUCUUGCAAUCCAGAAUAAGCAUUUUCCUGUGAUCAAGGAACUCCUAGAAACCAAGUGGGUCGAUGCCUCGGCUGAAAGUAAGAAGGGUAUCUCAUUUUCCAGUCUUUGCGAAUCUGAUCCGGAGUUCCGAAUUUACGUUGAUAAGAAUUCCUUGCUGUUUAAGUCAUUCUUACAUCAAAAGGCACCUCAACAACGACAGAAACCCAUUGCGUGGGAAAAUUUAUGUGGAGAGAAAACUACUGAAUCCCAUAAAUCAAAAUCAGAAGAAAUAUUCAUGGGGUACUUGAAACAAAGGGCCAAUAGUUUGUCAGUGGUUGCUGCACUCCUCACAACCAUAGCCUUUGCAGCUGCAUUCACAAUACCUGGCGGCUUCAACAAUAAUCCUCCCCAUGCGGGCCACGCGGUCCUAGGAAAGUAAGCGGUGCUGCAUAUAUUUGUGUGUGCGGAUACCUUGGCGGUGUGCUUUGCCAUAGUUGUGGUAUUUCUCCUUAUAUGGGAACAAGAAGACGACAUCAUGGUUUUGGAUAGGCGAAUUCGUUGUAGCAUCGUACUGUUGCUUGCCGCACUUUGUGGAACAUUGGUGGCUUUCAUGAGCGGGUUGUAUGCGGUGAUUUCUACAGAAGCUUUGGGGCUCGCCAUUCUUAUUUGCACCAUCGGAUCUGGUUCUCUCCUGUUCUGCUUUAUGCUCAUUUGGUUUGGUUUUGAGAAACUAUCUAAACCUUUUCUCUAUAUUAAAGCCUUUGUUAGAGUAGCAUACUACUUGAUAUGCCAGUAAUUUUUCAUUCGGGAGUCUCAGAUGAUUCGUGGGACAGGAAAUAAUACAGUUCUCCAUUAUUAUUAUUAA
Molecule: messenger RNA, 2378 nt
Organism: Malania oleifera
Lineage: Eukaryota; Viridiplantae; Streptophyta; Magnoliopsida; Santalales; Ximeniaceae
Product: protein ACCELERATED CELL DEATH 6-like
Exons: 3
Coding region: 501-1952 (483 amino acids)
Molecular function (GO): protein binding
Source: RefSeq, a predicted model, not a curated record